AAUUUCCUGGUCACCCGAUACCUGUUUACGUGUAAGUCUGUUACCGAGGUGUCGCCUUAUUGGUUCGAGACACAGACUGUUAUUGUCAUCAGGCACGUGCUUCUCGCACACCUGUCUUCAGGUAGCAGUGUGGUGUGAGCCGUGGUCAUUUUGAGAUAUUUACCUACCCCUAAUAGGUGCUGUGACCUGUGGUCGGUUUGACAUAACGUUUACCAACCCAGUGCGUUCGAGUGUAUGUAAACUUACUGGAGUUAGGUCCGGAUGGUUUGCACUAGGACUAGAUCAAGGACGGGAACUUGCAUGUCAGAGCCGUUUGUGCUGGAGUUCUAGAGUAUUGACAGUGUGGCGAAUAGUGGACAGACCAUGCCUGCUAUACACUACCGGAAACGGAACGAGGAUGAGGAUGAGUUCAGUCUAAGAGGAUUGCCAGCAUUGCCCAAAGAUGCCGACCCACCAGCACUGCCGUCCCAACCCCCGAGGAACGUAGAGAAACUACCACCCAGAAUGCGGCCUAAAAACAUGCAAAAUGGGCCCAAAUUUAUCCCAGAAAAGGAAAUCACGAUUCCAAGCGAUGGGAACAUAUCUGGAUUUUCCGUUGAAGACAUGACGACAUUUUUAAAACACAUGGGACUAUCAGACAGAGUAGUAAAUCAUUUAAACAAAAAAUCAGUGAGUGGAAAGAGAUUCUCAAAGUUCACAGAUUCGGAACUAGAAACAAUUGGCAUCAACAAUCCUAUAUUAAGACAUUUUCGCGACAAAAGUGCUGUUUCCAGUUCUAAGAAACGAUUGCCUUUUAUGUUGUAAAACUGUUUAUACUUUCCACACAUUUACAUAACAGAAGUGUUGCCGAAAUUUCGAAGGAAAUCGCUCGUCGGUGCUGUGGGAUGUUUAAUAUUGACCAUGUUCAUCCAAACACAAAGAAAACCUCAGACAGUGCCUAACAUUGAGAGAGCCAGUGAUAUUGGUGUUGUACUACACAGUAAUACUCCAGGGAUAGCGAAGCCAUGUUCCAAAACCACAGGAUGCCAGUUUUUAUUUCUCCCUGUACAUUGUUCAUGAAUGAUCAUGCCUGAACACAAGACUUUAUAUUUAGUCUGUGAUCAGACUGUGUAAACACUUAUCAUUAUACAAUGAUCGUGAUUGACACAAAUCCAUGACAGUGUUUGAUUGUUCCAUUACGGGAUAGAUACAUGUACAUGUUUAUAUGCAUGACAAAGCAUAUCGCUAUUCAAUUACCUGAUGUUUGUAUAUCUAUAUAUACAUGCCGAUUCCAUAAACGGAAGCUCACAUUAAUGAUUAUACUAUAUAUAUAUAUAUAUAUUUAAUAUACCUCUUCAUUGUUCACGCUAUGUCAAAGUUAAAUGAAUAUAUAUUUCCUCUGACACAAAGCUCUUCAGUGAGUUGGUCCACUAUCAACCGUGUGUUAGUCCGAAAACUAAAACACCUUUACAUACUAACUCCCUCAACAGUUUUUAGACUCAGUUAAUUGACAUUAUCCAUAACUUCCUCACAGACAUCUCCGAGUCUCCGAGUCCGUAAUAUUUUCGUGUUAAAAGGUCAUUUACUUCAAAUUAUUGUGAUUAUUUGUUCGAUAUUCCCAUUCAAUUUUCCGUAUUGUUGCGGAACUUGUCUGUCUUUCAUGUCACAUAUUUUGUAUUGUAUAUAUAAUUGGGUUUGUAUGUUCUUUAUUCUUAUCUAAUGAUUCGUUAUUGCUUUGGAAAAGUUAUACUUAAUCUUGUUAUUCUUGUUCAUGUAACAUGGCAAGAAAGACAAACAUGAUAAUUUAUAAUAAGAAUGACAAGUUAAAUAUUAAAGAAUAAUGAAUCAUUAAAUAAGAAUGUCAUAUACAUGUAUAUAAUAGUGAUAUCAAACAUACAAUGAAAUUAACGAAAUAUUCAAUAAUUUGUUUAACAAUUAAGUGAAUAAAACACAAAACUACUUAAAACAAGCAUACAGCAGUAACAUAAUAGAUUAAUAAUUAAGCCAAGUUUGACAUGCCAAAGCUACGGUUCACAUAUAUCUUUACUUGCACCUAACAUAAGUAUCUUGACUCGGGCCUUAAUGUCACAAAACUCCUCAAAAAUGUAAUAGAGAAGGAUUCUAGGACUUUCUAAACGUUAACCAAGAACGAACUUCAUCUGAAAGGAACAACAGCUGAUACAAUGUAAGUUAGCUCAGAGGCUUAGAGUUACUGUAUUGUGAUCGAAGGUUCUGGAUUCGAAUCCCGAUCUGGUCCAAUUUUUAAACCAUCUUUAUUAUUUGUUAUAAAAGUUCUUCAAAAUAUAAAAUUCUGUUGAAGAAAUGAUUUAUUUAGGCCGUUGUAACGCCUAUUGAGGACAACAGUAAGGCUCGGAACCUUCACAGUAGUCUGUUGUCAAGGUAAACAUGUUGUAAAGUGAGGUAUUAAAGAAGAUUGUAUUUAACUACCAUUAAAUAACGUUAACAAUUCCAAGACUAACCUCGUUCAGGUGGAAACCACGUGGUAUCGACUGACUUGACACAAUUACAUGUAAACAAUAAUCAAAUGAAUAUACACUGUUGAAUAUGCAAUAAUGAAGCCUUGAUGAGUUGUCGUUGUGAAAUGUGUGUUACGUGUCGACGUGAUGAGUGUACCAGCAUGUCUGUGAUACAAUGUACCAAAAACAUCUGAUAAGAUACAGUCUAGGUAGUGUUUAACCUGAGGAUGUGAGAUCAUGUAUAGAAUACAAUCGCGUGUUGAUGCAUCAUAAUUAAAACAUAGGUAAUGUUACCUUGCAGUGUUGUGCUAUGUAACAGGCACACUGCUAUACAAUUGGUAUGACAAUAGCUCGUGUAGUAUGUAUGGAGUGAUACGUAACGUAGACCGUGGAAUGCGAAAAUCUAUAUCCGUUUACCGACGCUAACCUGAUGAAGGCUCCUAUGCUUUAUUGAUGUUUAAGUAAGCUUGUUGAUUUAUGCAUUUUGUUCAGUUGUGACAAUCUUGUGGAUGUCAUUUUUCUGUUUUGGGUGUUGGAUAAUUGAAGGCAGACUUUUCACAAGUACGUGUCAAAUUUUAAUCAUUUGUCAAAACGCUUUAGACCAAAUAUUGUUCGUUGUACGAGAAAUAAAAUAAAUAUCAGAAUAAUAUAAGUUAUAAGCAGUUUAAUAUUUUACAAUGGCGUCUAGUUUGUUUUUCUUUGACGAUAUGGAUGAUAUAACAUGUAUAAGAAAUAAUCAAGGACAUCGAUAAUAUAUUGUAUCCAGGAGGAAAAUGUAUUUUUUAUUGUGAUGAAUUGUACAAUUAAUUAUAUCCAAAUAUUGAAUAAUAAAAAUCAAUCUU
Molecule: messenger RNA, 3298 nt
Organism: Mizuhopecten yessoensis (Yesso scallop)
Lineage: Eukaryota; Metazoa; Mollusca; Bivalvia; Pectinida; Pectinidae
Exons: 4
Coding region: 364-804 (146 amino acids)
Source: RefSeq, a predicted model, not a curated record